Caenorhabditis briggsae is the source of this 6474-nucleotide messenger RNA. RefSeq names its product Protein CBR-MIG-6 (gene Cbr-mig-6). Gene Ontology annotation, biological process: extracellular matrix organization. The transcript is spliced from 16 exons. The record is from RefSeq and is a predicted model, not a curated record. Lineage: Eukaryota; Metazoa; Nematoda; Chromadorea; Rhabditida; Rhabditidae. The coding region runs from base 1 to 6474 and encodes 2157 amino acids. Gene Ontology annotation, molecular function: serine-type endopeptidase inhibitor activity.
AUGAGGUUGCUGCUCAUCUCGGCAGCCCUUCUGCUGUGCUCCGUCCCAACGUGGGCCUUUUCUCUGUCCUCGUUCUUCGGCAGCAACAACAAUGCUCAGAAGCCAUACCUUCACCCGAACUCGCCUCCGGAACGCGAGCCAACUCGGAUGAAGCGACAGGCGUAUCAGGUGUACGUCGACGGAGACUCUUCGGUUACUGUGGACAAAUCUGGACAAAAGGAGACCGGCAACUGGGGACCGUGGCAACCGGAGAACGAGUGCUCGCGCAGUUGUGGCGGAGGAGUGCAGCUCGAGAAGAGACAGUGCAGCGGUGACUGCACUGGACCAUCGGCUCGCUACAUCUCCUGCAACUUGGACGCUUGCGAGUCCGGAUCCGACUUCCGUGCCGAGCAGUGCGCCAAGUUCAACGACGAGGCUCUCGACGGAAACUACCACAAAUGGAGUCCAUACAAGGGAAAGAACAAGUGCGAACUUGUGUGCAAGCCAGAAUCCGGAAACUUCUACUACAAAUGGGCUGAUAAGGUUGUCGAUGGAACCAAGUGCGAUUCCAAGAGCAACGAUAUCUGUGUUGAUGGAGAGUGCCUUCCAGUUGGAUGUGAUGGAAAGCUUGGAUCUUCCCUAAAAUACGACAAGUGUGGAAAGUGCGAUGGUGACGGCUCGACUUGCAAAACUAUCGAAGGACGUUUCGACGAGCGCAACCUCUCUCCAGGAUACCAUGACAUCAUUAAGCUUCCAGAAGGAGCCACCAACAUCAAGAUCUCCGAAGCCAGAAAGAGCACCAACAACUUGGCUCUUAAAAACGGAUCCGAUCAUUUCUAUCUCAAUGGAAACGGAUUGAUUCAAGUUGAGAAGGAGGUCGAGGUCGGAGGCACCAUCUUCGUCUACGAUGACGCCGAGCCAGAAACUCUCAGCGCUCAAGGACCACUCUCUGAGGAGCUCACCGUUGCUCUUCUGUUCAGAAAGGGAAGCCGUGACACCGCGAUCAAGUACGAAUUCUCGAUCCCACUUGAAGAGGAAGUCGACUACAUGUACAAGUUCGAUUCCUGGACUCCAUGCUCUGUUACCUGCGGAAAGGGAGUGCAGACUCGCAAUCUUUAUUGUAUCGACGGAAAGAGCAAGGGACGUGUUGAAGAUGGUCUCUGCGAGGAGAACAAUGCCACGAAGCCAGAAUUCGAGAAGAGCUGCGAGACUGUUGAUUGUGCUGCCGAGUGGUUCACUGGAGACUGGGAGUCUUGCUCAUCCACAUGUGGAGAUCAAGGACAGCAAUACCGUGUCGUCUACUGCCAUCAAGUCUACGCUAAUGGACGUCGUGUCACCGUUGAUGAUGGAAACUGCACCGUUGAGAGACCAGCCGUGAAACAGACUUGCAAUCGAUUCGCCUGCCCAGAGUGGCAAGCUGGACCAUGGUCUGCUUGCUCGGAGAAGUGUGGAGACGCCUUCCAAUACCGAUCAGUGACUUGCCGUAGCGAGAAGGAAGGAGAGGAAGGAAAGUUGUUGGCUGCCGAUGCUUGUCCAUCUGAUGAGAAGGAGAAGUUCGACACGGAGCGUACUUGCAACUUGGGACCAUGUGAGGGACUUACUUUUGUCACUGGAGACUGGAACUUGUGCACCCGAUGUAACGAUACCGAGGAGACUCGUGAUGUGACUUGCAAGGAUUCCCAAGGAAGAGCCUACCCACUCGAGAAAUGCUUGGUUGAUAACUCCACCGAGCUUCCAACUGACACCAGAUCUUGCGCCACUCAACCACCAUGUGUCUACGAAUGGACUGUUAGUGAAUGGAGCAAAUGCACCACCACAUGUGGACACGGACACAAGACUCGUCGUGUCAUCUGCGCCAUCCAUCAGAAUGGAGGACUCGAAGUCGUUGAUGAGGGACACUGCCAGGCUGAGAAGCCAGAAGCCAAGACCAACUGCACCAACGAGGAGAAGUGCACCGGAACCUGGUACUCGUCUUCCUGGUCCGAGUGUACUGCCGAAUGUGGAGGAGGAUCCCAAGAACGUGUUGCUGUUUGCUUGAACUACGACAAGAAGCCAGUGCCAGAAUGGUGCGAUGAAGCUGUCAAGCCAUCUGAGAAACAAGACUGCAACGUCGAUGCCUGCCCAACCUGCGAGGAUUCUGAAUUCGGAUGCUGCCCAGACAACACCACCUUCGCCACUGGAGAAUUCAACUUCGGAUGCUCGAACUGCUCAGAAACCGAAUUUGGAUGCUGCGCUGACAACGUCACCGUUGCCACUGGACCAAACUCCAAGGGAUGCGAAGAAUUCGUUGAGUCUCCACUCAACCUUGAAGCCGAUGUUGCCGCUGCUGAUGCCGUCGAAGCCUCCGGAGAUGCUCCAGAUGCUCUCUGCAGUGUCACUAACGAGAACGGAGAAGCCGCUGAUGUCGAAUGCGCCACUAUUGCUCCAAUCACAGCGCUUCUCGAAGACGUCUUUGGAAAUGAGACCGAUGCUGCUUCCAACGAGACCCUCCACUGCUCAAAGUCCGAAUUCGGAUGCUGCCCAGAUUGGUUCACCGCUGCCACCGGAAAGAACAAUGAAGGAUGCCCAUCUUUCAUUCUUGGAGGAUGUAACGAGACUCAAUUCGGAUGCUGUCACGACGAAGUCACCCUCGCCCGUGGACCAAAUCUCGAAGGAUGCGGAGAACCAUCGUGCGCUGCUUCCCUCUACGGAUGCUGCAAGGAUCGCAAGACCAUUGCCUUCGGACCACACUACUCUGGAUGCGAGAGAUCUUCCUUCCCAUGUGAGCUCAGCGACUUCGGAUGCUGUCCAGAUGGUGAGACCGCUGCUCUUGGAAAGAAUGGAACUGGCUGCGGAGAGAACUGCCUUACCACCAAGUUCGGAUGCUGCCCAGAUGGGAAGACAACUGCUAAGGGAUCGCACAACGAGGGAUGCGGAUGCGAGUUCGCUCAAUAUGGAUGCUGCCCAGACGGAAAGUCUGUCGCCAAGGGAGCCGGAUUCUACGGAUGCCCAGAAAGCUGCGCUCAAAGCCAAUUCGGAUGCUGCCCAGAUGGAAAGACUCGUGCUCGUGGAGAGAACAAGGAAGGCUGCCCAUGCCAAUACACUCGCUACGGAUGCUGCCCAGAUGGUGAAACCACCGCUUUGGGACCAAGAAACGACGGUUGCGACAACUGCCGUUACGCCAAGCACGGAUGCUGUGAAGACGGAGAGACCAAGGCUUUGGGACCAGACAGAGCCGGAUGCCCAGCCACCACCACCCCACCAUUCCUCAUGGGAGGAACUGUCGCUCCACACAAGAUCGUCGCUUGCAACCAGUCUCAAGAAAGUGGAACCGUUUGCGGAUCUGGAUACAAACUUGCCUGGCACUACGACACCACCGAAGGGCGAUGCAACCAAUUCUGGUACGGAGGAUGCGGUGGAAACGACAACAACUUCGCCACUCAAGAGAUGUGCGAGACCAUCUGCGUCGAGCCACCAAGCAAGGGAAGAUGCUACUUGCCACGUGUUGAUGGACCACUUCGUUGCGACCAACUCCAGCCAAGAUACUACUACGAUCAUACCAAGAAGCAUUGUGUCGCUUUCUGGUGGAGAGGAUGCUUGGGAAAUGCCAACAACUUCAACUCGUUCGAAGAGUGCUCCAUGUUCUGUAAGGAUGUUGGACCAUACGACGAACCAACCACUGCCGCCCCACCAGCUCCACAGAACAUCCAGCAGCAAUACGUCCCAACUCCACAGCCACAAGAAAUCGAUAUCGUUUCUGAUGAUCAAUCCCAACAGCAACCACAACCACAACAACCACAACAGCCAGCAGCUCCACAGCAGCCACGUCAAUCUAUGGAAGACAUCUGCAGAUCUCGUCAAGAUGCCGGACCAUGCGAGACCUAUUCCGACCAAUGGUUCUACAACGCCUUCUCCCAACAGUGCGAGACCUUCACCUAUGGAGGAUGCGGAGGAAAUUUGAAUCGUUUCCGCACCAAAGAUGAAUGCGAACGCAGAUGCUUCUUUGUACAUGGAGGUCAACCAUCUUCGGAGCAAGCUCAACCAGCUCAAGCCGCUGCUCCAGCCGCUCCAGCCGCCGCCGCCACCAACAUUGUCUCGCCACCACAACAGCCACAAUCCAGCCCAGUUGUCAUUCCAUCGAACAACAAGCAACGCGAAGCAUGCCACUUGAACGUCGACCAGGGACGUUGUAAGGGAGCAUUCGACUCAUGGUACUACGAAGUCGCCACCGGAUCGUGCGUCUCGUUCAAGUACACCGGAUGCGGAGGAAACGCCAACCGAUUCCCAAGCAAGGAUCAGUGCGAGCAGCUUUGUUUGAAGCCAGUCGAGACUGACAUCAUUCCCUCCAUUUCAGACGGCCCAGCCGGAUCCAACUCAGUCUGUGACGAAGCCAAGGACACCGGACCGUGCACCAACUUUGCCACCAAAUGGUACUACAACCAAGCCGACGGAACAUGCAACCGAUUCCACUACGGAGGAUGUCAAGGAACCAACAACCGUUUCGACAACGAACAACAAUGCAAGGCCGCGUGCCAGAACCACAAGGACGCGUGCUCCCUGCCAAAGGUGCAAGGACCAUGCUCCGGAAAGCACUCGUACUACUACUUCAACUCUGCCAACCAACAAUGCGAGACGUUCGUCUACGGAGGAUGUCUUGGAAACACCAACAGAUUCGCCACCAUUGAAGAGUGUAACGCACGGUGCUCACAAAGAUCAACGACGACUACAACCGAAUUGCCAAGCCUGUUACUUCUUCAGGAGGAUCCACAACCACAUCCGGCGUUCUCAUUGAAACACUCCUUCGCCCAUAGCCGUCGUCGUGAUGCUCCGUACGCCCGUUCCGUCUCAGCUCGUCACCACUCCGCCGGCUCCUCUCAAAUCGAGCACAUCGAUUGCUACGCCGUCCCUGAUGUAGGAUCCUGUGCUGAUUACCAGCUCGUUUGGCACUACUCAGCCACUUCCAACUCAUGCCGCCAAUUCUAUUACGGUGGAUGUGCUGGAAACACCAACAGAUUCGCUGACAAGGAGAAAUGCGAGACAUCGUGUGUUUCCAAGAUUGAGGAGAGAGUGGAAAGUGUGUCAGAGGCAUCGAAAGCAUUGGAAGACGUCAGUUUCACCGAUACCCGACACGAUGGACACUUCGGAUACCAUGAUGCGAAUAGGGAUCCAGAGGAAGAGGAAGCUGAAUAUGUGGUUGUGGAUACUGGAGCACUUCCGGAGCUUUGUAUGCUACCAGAGCAACGAGGAUCUUGUUAUGAUCACAUUUUGAGAUGGAGAUACGACUCGGAAAGAUCACAAUGCGUCUCGUUCAUGUAUUCUGGAUGUAGUCCGAACGCGAAUCACUUCACCAGCGAGGAAACUUGCGAACGAGCGUGUGGAAAAUGGCGAAAUUCGGCGGUUUGCGAGAUGCCAGCCGAACACGGAGACUGUCAACUGGCGAUUCCAAAAUGGUACCACGACUCCACCACCAAACAAUGCAAAAUGAUGAUGUGGACUGGAUGCGGCGGAAAUGGGAACUCAUUCUCCUCCAAAGCCGACUGUGAAUCUCUCUGCCGAAUCGAAUCCUCCUGGACCAACACCACCGACUUUUGUACCCUCGAACGCAACGCCGGACCAUGCACCGACUCCAUCUCCAUGUGGUAUUUUGAUCAUUCCGAACAAGACUGCAAACCAUUCACCUAUGGAGGCUGCCGUGGAAAUCAGAAUCGUUUCGUGAGCAAGGAGCAAUGUCUUCAGAGUUGUCGUGACAAGUCAUCCGAAGACACGUGCACGCUUCGUCCGGAACCUGGACCGUGCCGAUUGGGACUUGAGAAGUACUUCUACGAUCCAGUGACCCAGUCUUGCCACAUGUUCCAUUAUGGUGGAUGUGAGGGAAAUGCAAAUAGAUUCGAUUCAGAAUUGGACUGCUUCCGUCAAUGCUCUAGCGUGAAGGCUGAAGCGGGAGUGGAAAGAAUGGCUCAGUUGACAUCGGCAACCACUCCAGUGAUCUACAUUGUCGACAAGAAUCCCCUCUACGUUGGAAUGACUUUCCGCAUUCGAUGCAAUGGCCACGGCGUCACCCCAAUCACCUGGUACAAGAACGGAGGCCUCCUUCAAUUCGGCACCCGCAUCACUGAAGAGAACGAUGAUACUUUGGAAAUCGUGGAUUCCUUAACUUCGGAUGCCGGAAUCUACACAUGCAUUGCUGGACAGGAAAGCCAGAUGAGCGACGGAGUGGAAGUGGUAAUCAAGAGAGCCAUCGGUGGAAGAACUACCAUUCGCCCAAUGCUCACACCAGCUCCGAACUUUGUCAUGGGAACACCCCCCACACCUCGCCCAUCGACAUCCGCUCGACCACACUCGACCGUGGCGACCGUCUCCAACGCUCUAAUCCGCCGCACAACCACCAAGGCGUGCGUGGAUGUUGGGAACACCAGCACCUGCGAUCUGAUCGUCAAAAACGGGCUGUGUGAGAAGAAGCGUUAUGGAACGUUCUGCUGUCACACCUGCACCAAAAUCCACAGCUUCAAAUUCUAA